AUUUUAUUAAUUUGAAAAUUUAAUUGAUAUGAAAAAAAAAAAAUAUGAAAAAAAUGUAAUACAAAAAUUGUAAAACAAGAAUCGAAGUAAGAACUCGAUUAAAACGAUAGCAGCAUAUCGCUUUUGUUUUGCCUUGUCUGACAUUUUUAGUUUUAUUAAAUUUUUAUCCAAAGGCAACGUUUUAAUUAGGUCAAAGUGUAAUGUAAUAACGAGGAAAACUCAAUUAGUUAUUCAACAUCAUAACGACGAAAAGAAAGAAGAGAAAAACAAAAAAUACGCAAAGUAGCAUCGACUGCCAAACAUCAAAGGAUAUCAUCAAUUUAUAUCCUCCAUUUCUUUUCCUACUUUUAAUGUUCCUCCAUUUUAAAUGAAUGUGAAUAAACGAGCAAAAAUACCAAUUAUAAAAUGCGAUCAAUACCAGGAAUCGCAAAUAGAUCAAGAAAAAUUCCAGAAAGAAGAGAAUUAUUAUGGCUAUGCGUUGGACACGCUUCCGCCGGAAGUUUUGGAAAUGAUUCUUCGAUUACUUCCUCUUCAUGAUGUAGCCACUACCGUGCGUUUGGUUUCUAGACAUUGUUCAACGGUAGCGGCUGCAGUUUUAAAUGGAGCUUUUCUCACCGCUUGCACGAAAGUAGAAGGAUUGAUAAGACGUAACGAAGAACUAAUGAAAAAUGCAAAAACAGAUACCGAAUUAUUGGCUUAUAGCAAAGCUCUGAAUGCUCUGGAAUUGAUCAAAGCGCAAUAUAAAAUGUUACGAGCCGUGACGUGGAGAUAUACACAUCCACCAUCAAAGCAACAAAAAUUCUCGCGACUUUGUUUCUACGCGGGCAGUUUACUUGACAACCUGAACGAACUUCUUAACCGAAUUGCAAAUUAUCACCCAUCUAUUAUUGGUCCUCGUACCUCGGAAUCGAGUGUCACUUCUUUUAUAGCCGUCUGUAAACGAUUUAUGAAUUUUUUCGAAAAAGUCUCUGAGCGCAGGGUAAACAGAUCGGCCCUAAUCUCCGGAUGCAAGGUCGUAGAUGUUUUGGAUUGUCUCGUAGAAGGUCGACAAGUACUAUUUUUCAAAGUAUCGUCUAAUAGAAGAGGUCUCGGUGGAGCUGUAAGCAUGAAACUGAAAUACACAAUGAAACGUGCUUGGUUUACCUGUUUAGAAGUUACAAAAAAUACCGAAGAAAACUCUUGGAGGGACGAACAACGUUUUAUGUAUCUUCGAUUACGACGUCUAGUGGGUAGUGUGAACGAGCAUCUCUUCGAGAAUUUACAUUACGAACACGAACUACUCUUACAGAUUCCUUUGACACUUCCAUUAAGACCUCCACCAGCUUCCACUUACUCGGGAUAUGGAGAAUACGGUGGACGUUUCUUUUACUAUGGAAAUAUGAAUAAAUACGCAUAUGAAAGUAAAUUCAUGCAUACAGUGAGCACGGCAAAUCUAACAGUCGAAACUGAACAGCAGGUCCAGAGACCACCGUCAUUUGAUCUAGUGAUUGAGGUUGAUUUAAAGUGCACACCAGAAUUAGCGCCACUUGCUGUCAGAUCGAUUUUAAAAUCUGAUGAAUUUGAAACCAAUGAAUCUAAAACACACAAGAAUCAGCAGCUCUAUUUACGAAUGAAUGUCAUAUGCUCAGCGUCGAUAGCUAAUAGAUUACCUGGUAAUUUUGUGUGGGAAUUGCGUAGCCCACGACAUGUAUGUCAAAAUUUGUGAAUUACCUCGGUUUUUACAUUAAAAUAUUACACUAUAAAAUAUUGUAAGCACAUACAUUCGUAAUCAUAUACACGUACACAUAUAUA
Messenger RNA from Apis mellifera (honey bee), 1791 nucleotides. RefSeq lists its product as uncharacterized. The transcript is spliced from 4 exons. Gene Ontology annotation, molecular function: protein binding. NCBI's taxonomy places the organism in Eukaryota, Metazoa, Arthropoda, Insecta, Hymenoptera, Apidae. The record is from RefSeq and is a predicted model, not a curated record. The coding region runs from base 368 to 1705 and encodes 445 amino acids.